AUGUAACCCAAUUCACGUUGAUUCAGUGGGGUUUUAUAUAUCAAUGUUUCCCUCUGGUGGCAAGAACUGAAAGAGCCAUCAUCAGUCUGCACUCCGCACUCACUUCUGAUCUUUUGAUAGAGUUAGAAUAACUGAGUUAGAAUAAUAUAGUGAGAAUAAUAGAAUUAGAAUAACUAUAUUCAUGUAGCUAGUAUGGAUACUAAUACUGACAAAUCAAAGCGUUUUUUUUUCAUAACAGUGUUGUCAAACAAACGACGAUAUUUGGCUUGACAAUGACAGCGGUGUAAGAUAUAUGGUGAUUUUUGUAAUUUUGCAAUCAUUUAUUUAUUAGUCUCCAUAGGCAGAAAGGUUGCUUAUCUCCAAUUAUCUAUAUAAAUAAACCCACAUAACUGUCUAACUUGUGCAUGUUUCGGCCAGCAGAAGAAUCCGCUUGCUCUAGUCUAGUAGUAGUACUAGCUUGCAGUAGUAGUUGUCGCGCUAGGCUAGCCUGCAAACUGACAAAUUCAGUUGAGACCGGGGCCGAGCGUCAGAUAUAGAAUCCAAGAGAAAGAGAGGAGGCUGGAGACGGAGACCGAUUGAGAACUGUACUUGUCAAGUUCUGGACUGACGGUGGGACGGGAACUUCUAAGCUGUAUUGAGGCUACAAAGAAAGCAUGGAACAGGGGGAGCUGAAAAAUUAUCUUGGAUUAUCACCAGACACAGACAAUGUGGCGCAUGUAGAGUGUAGUGCUUUGGCGCCCUCAAUUGGCGACCAAAGGUACAGCACAGGGUAUGCUGAUUGGGAGUUCACGUCGUCAUGCCAGGAUAUCAACAGGAAGCAUCAUCAGAGGUUCCGAACCAUUGAGCGGCAACUCCAGUACCUGCUGGAUAAGGCGGAUGAGUAUCAGGCACACCUUUUAUACAGGCAUGACAACCUGCAGAAGGAACACUUUGCUCACGUGGUGCCUACUUUCCUGCGGACCUGUCAGCCCUACUUCACUUACCUGGCGUCGACCGCUCGCAGCUCCCUGCCCCGGAGCACACCUCUACCCAUGUACAUCCGCUCACGAUUUUUAGACUUCUCCCAGCAGCUCUGUGAGAGGCUGGAGCAGCUGGUCUUGACCUAUGCCUCCUUUGACUUUCUCUCACUGGAAGAGACUGAUCCAACAAGUGUCUCCCAUUUCUACAUUGGCAAGUGUCAGAUAGACAGUGUGGGGCUGUCCAUAUACAGGUACUGUCGUCUAGCCCCUUACCUGGCUGGGGUCCACACUGGCCUGUACAAACGCAUGCGCUGGAAUGUGGAGAGACCCAGAGAGAGCCUGCAGCAGGAAACGGAUGGCGAGAUGGAGGGACAUCCAGAGGAGGACAAGCCAGUGGCAGGGAAAGCGAGAGCCACCAACACUGAGUACUACUUCCUGUGCUACGAGGACGUCCCUGAGGGGGGCGAUGGAGAGGGAAAAGGGGAGACUGUUGCUAUGGGCAAUAUGGUCAAGAUGUGGACAAUCGGUCAGUGGAUCCAAACGUAUCCUGACCCCGUGAGGGACGACUUCUACGACUGGGUGCUAUGCUGGGUUCCGCAGGCUAGGUACCACAGGCUGUUGUGUCUGGGAGGAGAGGAGCCCUCUGCUUGCAAUGCUACUGACUGCCUGCUGGGGUUGUUGUUUUCUCAACAGACCCCAGUGGAAGACCCCAGUCGUGAAAUAGAGACGAGCCACUGUUCUAGUACUGCCUUUGGCCAUAACAUGUUCUCAAUGAUUUAAAGGAUUUAACAUGACUUAUUGCUAGCUUUACAUUGUGUUAUGUUUGGCUAAUAUUUUCAGAUCUAAGUAACUAUUGGGAAGGACUUUAAGGACUGGACACUGACAAAGCUUUGGUUCCUACUAGACAGUCAUCCAUGACAAAUAUUUUCCUUAUAGUUCCUUACAUAUUGUGUAAAAACAAAUAUAAUUUAUAAAGACAGCGGGUUUUAUUACCAGUUCCCUACCAGCUAGUGAUAGAUUUGAACUGUAUCUGAUGUUGUCUAUUCAUAUUCAAGGUUUUAUUGAGCGUGUGUUACUGUAUUCUGUGGUUGUUGGAAAUCAUUUUGUAUUAUCAGAAUAAAACUAUUGACCUGC
Oncorhynchus kisutch (coho salmon) is the source of this 2093-nucleotide messenger RNA. Its product is annotated as UPF0575 protein C19orf67 homolog. The transcript has 8 exons. Lineage: Eukaryota; Metazoa; Chordata; Actinopteri; Salmoniformes; Salmonidae. The coding region runs from base 654 to 1739 and encodes 361 amino acids. The record is from RefSeq and is a predicted model, not a curated record.